GUAUGGGCGAGUAACUAGAUGCUUGCACGAACGUACUCUGGACCAGCUUACACAGCAACCGACUUCUUGCUUGCGUGUGCUUUGUGUUGGAUUGGCUCAGAGAAACACUCAACGCCGCGAGCCAUCUCCAGUCUCUUUUGCUAGGAGAUAGUCGAGGUUCAUCCAGGGGAGUUCUCCAUUGAGCUUUUUGAGUCCCUUUCACAAUGAUGAAUCGCAGCACCAGUGAUCGAGCCUCGGAUGAGGUGCCUUUCCUAGCCGACGAAGAAAAGGAUGCGUACACAACUUCGAGAAGGCUUUCAAGGCGAGAAGCAAGGUGGGCGCGUCUCUUGCCGUAUUCUGGCGCGCUCAACGUGACGCUGCUGGUGGCCCUGCUCGCCACAUGGAUCUUGCAAAGGCACGACCCGAACAAGGCGUAUAUCCCAAAUGAAAUAUAUUCGCCCGCACUGUCUGCGGUCGAGUAUGAAACAGUUGUCUUCACCGGUGGGCUGCGGGGUGACAAGUCAAAGUUCCAAGGGUCCUCCAAAGAGGUGGACGCCGUAUGGGAUGAGAUGUACAAUGACGUGUUGAUAUCCGCAAUAUCCCCCGAGUCGGCCGCGAAGCUCCCCAACGCAACCACGCCGUUCACGUACGACACCGACCACUACAUCGUGGAGCUCGACGUCUUCCACCAGCUGCACUGCCUCAACAUGCUGCGCAAGCUCGUGUACCCCGCCGCCUACCCGAUGGACCUGACGUCGGAGUCGGAGGAGGCGGCCGACAACAUCUUCCACAUGGAGCACUGCUACGAGCAGCUGCGGCAGUCGCUUCAGUGCUCGUCGGACAUUAGCACCAUAUACUGGGAGUGGAGCGACAAGAAGCAGAGGAUGUUUGGCAACGUGCACACGACGCACACGUGCAGGAACUUUGACAAGAUUCGGGACUGGGCGGUAGAGCACCAUGCCACGACGGACUUGGACUUUGCCAAGCACGUAAUGGGAGCGCCGUUGCGACACGAUUGA
Messenger RNA from Purpureocillium takamizusanense, 998 nucleotides. RefSeq lists its product as uncharacterized. Gene Ontology annotation, biological process: mycotoxin biosynthetic process. The coding region runs from base 204 to 998 and encodes 264 amino acids. The transcript is spliced from 3 exons. The record is from RefSeq and is a predicted model, not a curated record. NCBI's taxonomy places the organism in Eukaryota, Fungi, Ascomycota, Sordariomycetes, Hypocreales, Ophiocordycipitaceae.